AUGUUCCCGAAAUCUGCUCUCCUCGCUCUCGCCUUCGGCGCCACCGCCUACGGUCAGCUCGUCGGUACUUAUCAGACCGAAACGCACCCCCGCCUCCCCUUCCAGCGCUGCACGACCGGUGGCGGAUGCACCACAGUCUCCCAGGGCCAGGUCGUGCUCGACUCGAACUGGCGCUGGACGCACGUCAGCAACGGCUACACCAAUUGCUACACCGGGAACGCAUGGAACGCCACCGCGUGCCCGAACGCUAGGACAUGCGCGAGCAACUGCGCGGUCGACGGCGCCGACUACUCUGCCACGUACGGCAUCACCGUCAGUGGCAACGCGCUCACCCUCAAGUUCGUCACGACCAACACCAACGGCAAGAACGUCGGUUCGCGCGUGUACCUCAUGUCGAGUGACACACAGUACGAAAUGUUCAAGCUCCUGAACCAGGAGUUCACCUUCGACGUCGACGUUUCGAACUUGCCGUGUGGCCUCAACGGGGCCCUCUACUUCUCUGAGAUGGAAGCGGACGGUGGCAUGUCAAGGUUCUCGUCGAAUAGGGCCGGUGCAAAGUACGGAACCGGAUACUGCGAUUCGCAGUGCCCCAAGGAUAUCAAGUGGAUCAACGGAGAGGCGAACGUCGAGGGCUGGCAGCCUUCCGAGACGGAUCCCAACGGCGGCAGUGGUAGCUUCGGUACAUGCUGCAACGAGAUGGAUAUCUGGGAGGCCAACUCCAUCUCCACCGCCUACACCCCACAUCCUUGCACUGUCACGGGCCAAUACCGCUGCUCCGGCGCCGAGUGCAAUACUCCCACCGAGCGCUACAACGGCGUGUGCGACCCCGACGGCUGCGACUUCAACUCGUACCGUAUGGGCAACACCGAGUUCUACGGCCCCGGCAAGGUCAUCGACACGGCCAAGAAGAUGACCGUCGUGACCCAGUUCAUCUCCACUGACGGGACGACGAACGGGCAGCUCAAGGAGAUCCGGCGGAUCUACGUGCAGGACGGGCGGGUCGUGCAGAACUCCAAGGUCAACAUCCCCGGGAUGUCGUCCGACUACGACAGCAUCACGGAGGACUUCUGCAGGGACCAGAAGACGGCGUUCGGGGACACAAACAGCUUCGCGGCCAAGGGGGGCAUCAACGGGAUGGCGUCAGGGAUCAAGAACGGGAUGGUGCUCGCACUGUCGAUCUGGGACGACCACCACGCGCACAUGCUCUGGCUCGACUCGACCUAUCCUGUUGAUUCGACUGCCCCAGGUGCGGCCCGCGGGACAUGCCCCACGACAGGUGGGGACCCGGAGGACGUCGAGGCCAACCAUCCGGACGCGUCGGUGACCUACUCGAACAUCAAGGUUGGCGAUAUUGGCUCGACGUUCAGCUCGACCGGCUCCGGAGGCGGCGGCAGCCCGCCCACGACGACAACUUCCGCUCCUGGUGCUGCCCAGACCAAAUGGGGUCAAUGCGGUGGCCAAGGCUACAGCGGACCGACCGCCUGCGUCAGCGGCUCGACCUGUGUCGUCCUCAACGACUGGUACAGCCAAUGUCAGUAG
This is a messenger RNA of Cyclocybe aegerita, 1539 nucleotides long. NCBI's taxonomy places the organism in Eukaryota, Fungi, Basidiomycota, Agaricomycetes, Agaricales, Hemipholiotaceae. The record is from the annotation of a GenBank genome assembly.